ACUUCAUUUGUUUGUUUGCUAUUGAAAUAAGCAGCAUUUGCAUACUCUUCUCUCUCUCUCUCUCUCUAGAAACAGAGAGAGAUGGGAACCAUUGGAGCAGUCCAUGAAGAACCCAUCAAAGAAGCCCAAGCGUUUUCCACCACCGCCACCACCAUCACCGCCAUCAACCACCACAAACAACCACUUGAUGCCGGUGCUCUCUUUGUUCUUAAAUCCAAAGGGUCAUGGUGGCAUAGCGGUUAUCAUUUGACGACAUCGAUAGUAGCACCACCGUUGUUGAGUCUACCGUUUGCGUUUGCUUCACUAGGAUGGACAGCUGGGGUGUUGUCGUUGGUGAUUGGAGCAAUCGUGACGUUUUAUUCGUAUAACCUUAUUUCUCUAGUCCUCGAGCACCAUGCUGCGUUGGGUCACCGUCAUCUUCGAUUCCGCGACAUGGCGUACGAUAUCUUAGGGGCAAGAUGGGGCAAGUACUAUGUGGGACCGAUCCAGUUCAUGGUGUGCUAUGGUGCUGUGGUGGGCAAUAUCCUUUUGGGAGGUCAAUGCCUUAAGGCAAUAUACGUGCUAUGGAAUCCGAAUGGAACAAUGAAGCUUUAUGAGUUUGUGAUAACGUUCGGGGUAUUAAUGUUGAUGUUGGCACAAGUUCCUUCGUUCCAUUCCCUUCGCCAUAUCAACCUUAUUUCCCUACUCCUAUGUCUUCUCUACAGUUCCUCUGCUACUGCUGCUUCUAUUUACAUUGGAACUACAAAAGGAACAAAUAAGAACUACUCUUUGAGCACCAAUGACGAAACUCGCAUAUUUGGAAUCUUUAAUGCAAUGGCCAUCGUGGCCACUACUUUUGGAAAUGGCAUCAUUCCGGAAAUCCAAGCGACAUUGGCACCACCGGUGAAAGGGAAGAUGUUCAAGGGGUUGUGCGUUUGUUAUGCUGUGGUGACGGUGACAUUCUUUAGUGUGGCCAUUUCCGGGUAUUGGGCAUUUGGUAACGAAGCUGAAGGUCUCAUUUUAAGCAACUUUCUCGAUCACGAUGGCAACCCUUUGGUUCCCAGAUGGUUCAUUAUGAUGACCAACAUAUUCACCAUACUUCAGCUAUCUGCAGUUGCAGUCGUUUAUUUGCAGCCAACGAACGAAGUUCUUGAAAAAACAUUUGCAGAUCCAACACGCGGUGAAUUCUCAGCCAGAAACGUCGUCCCGAGAGUGAUCUCAAGAUCGAUAUCAGUGAUCUUGGCAACCACCAUAGCAGCAAUGCUGCCUUUCUUUGGAGACAUUAAUGCGAUGAUCGGAGCAUUCGGGUUUUUUCCGUUGGACUUUGUUCUACCGAUGGUGUUGUUCAAUAUGACGUUCAAGCCGUCGAAGCGCAGCCCUAUGUUUUGGUUAAAUUCCAGCAUAGCAGUGAUCUUCUCGGCAGUCAGCGUCACGGCAGCAGUUGCAGCAGUAAGACAAAUAAGCCUCGAUGCCAAGACUUAUAAACUAUUUGCGAACGUAUGAUCUCAUACGUUAUUAAUGGUCUUGGCAUCGAUCCUUAUUAAACGAGAUUUAAUUGUUGAUGGUAAUAUUGAGGUUUUGGGAUCAAAUCCGAUUUCCCAUUGCUUUCUAGCUUGUAAAAUUUUCUAUUUAUUAUCGUGUAAUUACUAGUCGCAAGUGAUUUUAGUUAAAUUUAGAGGUGAUAAUAUUAAACUCGUUUACAAAUGGAUGAGUUGCUUCGGGUUGUA
Molecule: messenger RNA, 1706 nt
Organism: Cynara cardunculus var. scolymus (artichoke)
Lineage: Eukaryota; Viridiplantae; Streptophyta; Magnoliopsida; Asterales; Asteraceae
Product: GABA transporter 1
Exons: 7
Coding region: 82-1482 (466 amino acids)
Cellular component (GO): plasma membrane
Source: RefSeq, a predicted model, not a curated record